AUGGUUGGGGCUGGGACUGGUGGUGGCGACAGCAACAAAAUUGUGGCUACUUUGCGUUCUGACUGUAAGGUGGUCUAUCCCGCAAAUCAAGGUGGAGCCACAACGCUGGAACACCAAUUGGCUAGUUUAAUGAACUACAAAAUUCGCACGGAAGGAGAUAUAUCGAAUAAGUCUCUCAACACACUGAGUGUACCAACAACUGUCGUAGACUUGGGCAAACAACUGUUGCAGUACGCUAGGGAUUCCGACGUUAAGGGCGUCAAAAAUGCAUUGUCCCGCGGUGCGCCGUUCACAUCGGAUUGGUUGGGAAUGUCCGCCUUGCAUUUCGCUGCGAUGAAUAAUCAGUAUGAGAUUUGUCAAGUUUUAUUGAACGGUGGCAUCAACAAGGACUCCAAAACCAAAGUGGAUCGAACUCCGCUUCAUUUGGCCUGUUAUUAUGGCAAUGAACAGAUAGUGGAACUGCUACUAUCCAAAAAUUGUGCCGUGAAUCCAAAAGAUAUGUUACGUAUGACUCCAUUGCAUUGGGCCGUUGAAAAGAGACACAAGUCAAUUGUACGCUUACUCCUGAAACAUAAUGCAGAUGUAACCGCGGUUACAAAGUUCGGUCGUACACCGCUUGCAAUCGCCGUUCUAACGGAGCAAGCCGAUUUACUGGAAGAACUCGAAAGUGCCCGUCAAGCUCAAGCCAACAGGACAUUCAAUGAACAACAUGAGGUGAAAUCACACUGCAAAAAAGAGACCUCAGAGGCAGUUAAUUCGAUAAUGGGUCUUACCGCACCGGAAAAUUCCGCGGAAAGCGAAGGGGGUCUUAGAAGCCAAGAUAAUGAUGAAUACAUGACCCAAAAUGAAUAUGCCGCUGUCAAAAUUGCCGAGUUGGAGAAUAUUAAAGAAACAGGAAUCAUAGGAGACUCUACAAUUAACCUAUUAAAAUCUCAUGGUAUUUCCAUGAUGCCGGAUGAUGAUACUUCGAAGGAUAUGUUGAAUAUCGCCCUGCAAAAUGGUAGACAAUUGAUUUUGUCAGAGGGCGGAAAGCUAUUAUUAAACGAAACUAAGAAAAUCAAAAACAACAAUAAUACUAACCUAAGCAAUAACAAUAAUUUUAAUAUAAAUGGUUCUAAUAAAAAUAUUGUUCCAGCGAGGGCACGCAAUGAUAGUGCAACCUAUGUAAGUUCCUCAAACAAUGCAAAUGUUAAUAGGCUAAAACCGAAUGUCAUAAGUAAGGCUAAGGACAAUCAGCAAGUAACAAAGAAUAAGAAUAUACGUAUUAUAUCAAUAAAUGAUUUUAAAAAGUUGUAUGGAAAUACAAAUCUGAAGACUAUGCAAAAGCUGCCACAAUCGGUUACGAGCCAACAACGUGUUAUAAAUUCAAGGCAGCCAAUGCAAAUGAAGCAACAGCAGGUUCGUUAUUUUGUUUAG
Molecule: messenger RNA, 1416 nt
Organism: Musca vetustissima
Lineage: Eukaryota; Metazoa; Arthropoda; Insecta; Diptera; Muscidae
Gene: Atac3
Product: GA-binding protein subunit beta-1
Exons: 9
Coding region: 1-1416 (471 amino acids)
Biological process (GO): positive regulation of transcription by RNA polymerase II
Cellular component (GO): nucleus
Molecular function (GO): protein binding; transcription cis-regulatory region binding
Source: RefSeq, a predicted model, not a curated record